This is a messenger RNA of Nyctereutes procyonoides (raccoon dog), 1150 nucleotides long. It is a transcript of the gene TMEM74B, whose product is annotated as transmembrane protein 74B. Bases 230 to 928 code for a protein of 232 amino acids. Lineage: Eukaryota; Metazoa; Chordata; Mammalia; Carnivora; Canidae. The transcript is spliced from 2 exons. The record is from RefSeq and is a predicted model, not a curated record.
CCCCGCCGGCCCGCCACCCGGCCCGCCAGCCGCCUCCCGGUCCCUCCCCGCGCGAACUCUCCGCGCGCCCUCGCCGGCCGCGGGCGGAGCUCGAUCGGUCGCACCGGGAGCUCCGGGCCCCCGCCCCUGCCCCUCCCUCCCGGAGCCCCCAGCGGCCGCCGCCGUAGAGCCCCGCGCGGCGCGAGCAGCUGCCAAGGGGCCAAGGGAUGAGCGGGGGCCCUCCUUCCUAAUGGCAUCUCCCCCCGGUCUGGAACUGAAGACACUGCGUAAUGGCCCCCAGAUCCCAAGGAGACCCGCUCCUCUGGGCCCAGUGGCUCCGCCCCGGGAAGGUGUGGAGAACGUCUGCUUUUCCUCAGAGGAGCAUGAGACCCAUUUCCAGAACCCUGGGGACACCAGACUGGGCCAGUCCCCUAGCCCCCCGGGGGGCAUCCCCUCACAGCCCCGAUCCCAGCGGGACGAUCUAUCCCUGCGAUCAGAAGAGGGGCCCGGCCUAGAGCCCGUGAGCCGCCCAGUGGAUUAUGGCUUCGUCUCUGCUCUGGUUUUCCUGGUGAGCGGGAUCCUCCUGGUGGUGACAGCAUACGCCAUCCCCCGGGAGGCCCGUGUCAACCCUGACACGGUGACAGCGCGGGAGAUGGAACGCCUGGAGACGUACUAUGCCCGCCUGGGCUCCCACCUGGACAGGUGCAUCAUCGCGGGCCUGGGGCUGCUCACAGUGGGCGGCAUGCUUUUGUCAGUCCUGCUGAUGGUCUCCCUGUGCAAGGGUGAGCUGUACCGCCGGCCCACCUUCGUCCCCGGCAGGGGCUCCGGGAAGACCUACGGCUCUAUUAACCUGCGCAUGAGACAGCUCAAUGGGGAGGGUGGCCAGGCUCUGGUGGAGAACGAAGUCGUCCAGGUCUCGGAGAGCAGCCACACCUUUCAGGGGUCUUAAGGAAGAGUUCACCCUGUCUGGCUGCUUCGGCUGCAGGGUGACAAGCUUCCUCCCGGCCGCCGCCCCGAGUCUGGCGUUGCAGACUGAGCUCCAUGGAGGGCCCUGCAGAAGGAGCCUUGGGUGCUGGUGGGGGUGGGGGGAGUCCUGGGGUCAGGACCGGGCUGCACGUGCCAGAGUGGCCCCCUGAUCUGUUUGCAGCUUGAGGUUUUGCAUAAGGUCUGU